CACCACCACACCAGCGCACCCACAAUCCAUCACCGCGCAGCGUCACAGCCAACUCGACGCAUCUUCCGCCAUCAACCAUACCAGUCACGACGACAAUAACAACUCUCAGCGGUCGCACAUCCGACUCGGCGCAAGCUUCUGCCCACUUGCCUUCUUCGCCAACCGCAACCGUCUGAUUCACUUCACUAUCGGCCAUCGCCCAUCAUUUUCUACCGCGCCAGCGCAUCCUUUCCAUCUACUUAAGCCACUUUAAUUCAAACGACUUGCUCACCACCAGUCCUCAUUUCUGCACCGCUUUCCGACCACCACCGACCACACGGCACAUUCCAUCACACCACAAACCACAACUCGCCAUGUCUGGAAAGCUCGACCAAUCGCUCGACGCCAUCAUGAAGGACCGUCCAGCCGGCGCCCGCCGCGGAGGACGAUCUGGACGCCUGCCACCACGAAAGGCUGCUACCAAGACAAAGGCCGCGACCGCCGCCGCCGUCGCACCAGCCGGAGGUAUUGCAAAGAAGACUAAAGGCGCAAGGCCACCAAAGGGACCCGCUGCUGCGGCGCUCCCACUUACAGGAGAUAGCAAGAUUUCGGUCUCCAACCUGCCCGAGGAUGUAACGGAAGCGUUGAUUAAGGUACGUUGACCGCGCCGACUGCACGGUACACGUUUUGAACCGCAAUGUUCGAUCUCCCACCAUACGCGCACCAUUUCCCGUUGGACGCACGGAGGCUUUUGCCCACAAGGAGCUCGGUGGAAAACAGCUGAGCUGGCAGAAGGCUCUUGCUCCGCGACUGCCCGCUUGCCUAAGCACAGUGCAUCUCGCAUGCGUCAGAGCGCCAAAGAUGCAUCUUGCAUGAUAUACUCACGAACGCUGCCUGGCAAGCACGCGCGUGACGGACGCAGACGCUCAUGAUGAUGGCAUGACUUUUCGAGGGCAAGCAGUAGCAUUUGGACAGCAGCAUGCAUACACACGAGGCAACACAGGUGAAGGCGCACAAGUGGAGGUCGAGACGCUAUGCGUAUGCCCGUGAACAAUAUAUCGGUGAUGGCAACCCGAGUGCAGGCAUUGCGAAAGCUACAGUGGGCCUUGACAACUCACAGCGAGCAUGCGCAUGGAUGUCGAAUCAUGACCGGGCGGGCUUCGACAGAAGUGGUUGGUUGAUUCAUUGAUGCAGGGAUACCACUGUCCACGUGCUGCUGCUUGUCCUCUGCUGUUCGAUGUUGCCGCUCCCAUCUCGAGAGCCUUCAUCAGUGCCCUAGUGCUCGGACGUGGCAUGCCACGCGACUCGGAAUCUCUUUCCUUGGCCACUCGCUUUUUAUCAUCUCUGGAAGCCCACUAACACCGCUUGUGUUCAGGACUACUUCAGCACCUCAGUUGCCCCAGUGAAGAAGGUUAUACUCAACUAUGGACCGACUGGCCGCAGCCGUGGAUCCGCCACGGUGUUCUUCAGCCGGUCAGGUGCGGCUGCCGAGGCCGUACGCCUUGAUGGUACACCUGUGGAUGGCAAGAAGAUGAGGAUAGAAGUGCUUGUCGAUGCACGAACGGUACCUGCGCCACAAGCACCGAAGCCUCUCUCCGAACGCGUUGUUAACAAGCCCAAGAAUGCGGUCAAGAAGGAUGGAAAACAAGCUGGUGCGGCGAAGCCGAAGAACCAAGCGGCCAACACCAACGGAAGCGCGGGAGAUAAGAAGGCCAAAAAAGAGAAGUCGGGGCGUGCGGGUCGAGCCAAGGCGAAGACUGCAGAGGAGCUGGAUGCCGAGAUGCAGGACUACUUUGGCAGUGGUGAAGGUGCAGCUGCCUCGACUAAUGGCGCACCGGCCGCCACCACGAAUGGCGGAGAUACGGGCAUGGUCGACGAGGUGAUGUAAAGGACGUUUCCCAGGCACCAGGACGACGUUCGCUUGCGCUAAGUUUUGCGAGAUUCUCGGGUGGGAUCCCGUUAUUGUGAGUCUGGUUCGAGUUGAUAUUCGAGAUUGUAUCAGUACGAGUUGUGGAAGGGCUGCACGAACAUGCAGGAAGGGCUCCACGUUGGGGGAUUUGGGACAUGAAUUCAGAUAACACUGGCACCACGACCAUCAUUCUCCUUGGCCACCUCUCAGUGGUGCGCAGCAGCAUGCUCAUCGUCCCUUCUUUUCACCUCGCAUCACUCUCGCAGAGUUAGUUUCAUGAGCAACUUUGCACGGCGAGGAUGGUUCCAGAAGAUGGCCUGAUGUAUCGCUAGUACAGUACUGUGGCGUGUGGUUCAGGCCGAAUCAAUAGGUACGCUAGGAGGGACCUCCACCCGCGAGUGAUGGCCGGGGCCCGGGGGAGUUUGUUGGAGUCUUGGAGAGCUGUCCCUACCUACAUCCUACAUGCACCUACCUCCUAGGUACAUGACCUUACCUCCAGUGCUCCACUCCGCCUGGUGCGGCCUGGCAUUGGCAGAACAGGCGGGCGGAUUUGCCCCUCCUCUCAUGGCUCCUACAACGUGCGGAAGACAACCUUUUUUUCUUGGGCUUUUUCGCUCUCACCUCAGAUGACAGAUCAGGAAUGCCGUCAGUGGAGCUGCGAUUCCGUGGCAAAGGAGGCCGGGCUCGACCCCGUCUUGCUCGUGAUUAUUACCGUGUUAUUCUAGGUUAUGGACCUUGUGGUUAUCAUUGUUAUUAUUGACGAGAUCUGCUAGAGACGAGAAGCUCGAGGACAGGGCAGGGCGAGAAUACGGAGAACAAUUGCCGCGAGAGCCUGUGUCUUCUGCCGAUCAGUCCCCCGAACGACGGACGCUUCAGACGAUGAUUAUGCAUCACCGACGGCCUGCUUGGCAGUCCUGGAAGAAGACGGGAACCCUAGGUGGCCACGCUUACUAAGGCAGCAAUACGGCCCCAGACGAAGCAAAUUUCCCCGCUUUGCUGGACAGUUUUGGCUCCGGUGCCCCGCCAUGGCCGAGUGCAGAUGCGCAGCCAUGCUUUGGACCGAGAGCCAUUCACAGCACGCCGCCGACGACACGAAUCCCCAAUAUCCACCGCCAGCCGAAGCUUCCUUGUGCCUGUCUGGACAAGUGGAGCGCUGCAAAAGUGGAGCAAUGGGGACGGGGCGUGGACAUAUGGACCAGGUGAAGGUGGAGGAACGGAGAUGAUGGCCUUGCUUACCUACCUGACCUGACCUACCUAGCCUAGGCAGUGCUCUCCAUCUACCUACUUAACCCCUCCGCCGCCCAUCUUGGCCGAGCCCUUUCCUUUCCUCCAACAUCUGUUCUCGUUGGACAUUCAUUACCCAUUCACCAACGACACUACCCACCUACCCACCUACCUACCUGUUGUACCCGACCCAUCAUGUCUGAUCUCUCCGUUCAGCUCGAGACGCCAUCGUCUGGCAAGUACACCCAGCCUACCGGACUCUUCAUCAACAAUGAGUGGGUGAAGGGUGUGGACGGCAAGACCUUCGAGGUCAUCAACCCCGCCACCGAGGAGGUCAUCACCUCCGUGCACGAGGCCACCGAGAAGGAUGUCGACAUCGCCGUCGCCGCCGCACGCAAGGCAUUCGAGGGCCCAUGGAGACAAGAGACGCCUGAGAACCGUGGCAAGCUGCUGGUCAAGCUCGCCGAUCUCUUUGAGAAGAACCUCGAGCUGCUCGCCUCGGUGGAGGCUCUCGACAACGGCAAGGCUCAGUCCAUGGCCAAGGUGGACAUCAGCAUGAGCGCGGGUUGCUUGCGAUACUAUGGCGGCUGGGCCGACAAGAUCGAGGGCAAGGUCGUGGAUACCACCCCAGACACCUUCAACUACAUCAAGAAGGAGCCCAUUGGCGUGUGCGCACAAAUCAUCCCAUGGAACUUCCCCCUGCUCAUGUGGGCAUGGAAGAUUGGACCCGCUAUUGCUGCGGGUAACGUCGUGGUCUUGAAGACUGCUGAGCAGACCCCACUCGGUGGUCUCGUCGCCGCCCAGCUCAUCAAGGAGGCCGGCUUCCCACCGGGAGUGGUCAACGUCAUCUCUGGUUUCGGCAAGGUCGCUGGUGCCGCUCUGUCUGCGCACAUGGACGUCGACAAGGUCGCCUUCACCGGCUCCACUGUCGUCGGCCGACAGAUCCUCAAGGCUGCUGCUGGAUCCAACCUGAAGAAGGUCACCCUCGAGCUCGGUGGCAAGUCACCAAACAUUGUCUUUGAGGAUGCCGACAUUGACAACGCCAUCUCGUGGGUCAACUUUGGUAUUUUCUUCAACCACGGCCAGUGCUGCUGCGCCGGUUCGCGUAUCUACGUCCAGGAGGGCAUCUACGACAAGUUCUUGGCGCGCUUCAGAGAACGUGCUGCCAAGAACGUCGUUGGUGACCCAUUCGCCAAGGACACCUUCCAGGGCCCACAAGUCUCGCAAGUGCAGUUUGACCGUAUCAUGAGCUACAUCAAGGCCGGCAAGGAUGCAGGUGCCAACGUCGAGAUCGGUGGUAACCGUAAGGGAGACAAGGGCUACUUCAUCGAGCCCACCAUCUUCUCCAACGUCACCGAGGACAUGCAAAUUGUGCAAGAGGAGAUUUUCGGCCCCGUGUGCUGCAUCUCCAAGUUCAAGACCAAGGAAGAGGUCAUCAAGGUUGCCAACAACACCACCUACGGUCUUGCUGCUGCCGUUCACACCAAGAACCUCAACACCGCCAUCGAGGUUUCCAACGCCCUCAAGGCCGGAACUGUCUGGGUCAACACAUACAACACCCUUCACCACCAGCUUCCAUUCGGUGGCUUCAAGGAGUCUGGUAUCGGCCGUGAGCUCGGUGAGAACGCUCUGGACAACUACAUUCAGCACAAGACUGUGUCGAUUAGACUGGGAGACGCUCUCUUCGGUUAAAUGGAUUCGACAUGGGGGACUUGGAAGGCUGGAGCCUGGAAUUAUUUUCAUGUAAUUAUUUACGAAGUUUACGAUGAAAGUUAUGUAACAUUGAGAUGAACCAUCUGACAACAACAAG
Messenger RNA from Sphaerulina musiva SO2202, 4922 nucleotides. RefSeq names its product aldehyde dehydrogenase. The transcript is spliced from 6 exons. The coding region runs from base 3308 to 4804 and encodes 498 amino acids. Lineage: Eukaryota; Fungi; Ascomycota; Dothideomycetes; Mycosphaerellales; Mycosphaerellaceae. Gene Ontology annotation, molecular function: aldehyde dehydrogenase (NAD+) activity. The record is from RefSeq and is a predicted model, not a curated record.